Messenger RNA from Aspergillus viridinutans, 891 nucleotides. RefSeq lists its product as uncharacterized. Bases 1 to 891 code for a protein of 296 amino acids. The record is from RefSeq and is a predicted model, not a curated record. The transcript has 3 exons. NCBI's taxonomy places the organism in Eukaryota, Fungi, Ascomycota, Eurotiomycetes, Eurotiales, Aspergillaceae.
AUGGCCAUUUCGAAUGAUAACCCCGGGCUUGUCCUCAAGAUGGAGGGCAAGUCCUCGUUGUUGAUCUGGGUCUUCGAUAUCGUCUUCAACUUCGUCGUCAAGGUCUUCUUCAACGUGGUUUUCGACGUGGUUUUCAAACUGGUCAAACAGCAAGUUCAGACAACCAUGCUUUUCCUCGAACGGCGCGAGAUUGAGCUCCAAAGGCUCAUUGUCGAUGACUGGGGCAGGUGUAUCAUGUUUAUCGAUCUUGAAUCUGGCUACUUUGACCGUUUCCUAUCCCUUCCCAAGGAGAGACAUGUGGGCAUCGUCGACGACCACCAAACUUCAUCAUGUCCUCGAUACGGCACAGAUAGCAGGGCCAUGUUCUAUCCUGAAGUGUGCCCGACAUGUGCCGAAAGAACUCAAGACCAAGCAAUUCAGAGCGAGGAUGAUGAAUAUGAAGAAAAUGAGACCCAUGUAGAGAUGGUCCACCAAGAUGACCUUUUCCUACCAGCCAUACGGAUCGCAAAACUCUGGAAGUCUCAAGAGGUCAUUAUAAUGACAGCAGUGGAGCGCGAGCUCCUAUAUAAGCAUAUGAUGGCUAUGGACCAGUUUGAAAGCAAGCUGAUUCUGCACGAACACACCGACACCUCAGUGGGAAGGUCGGACACACAGGUCUUCCUCAAUUGUCUGGCGGCCCCGAGCCAGGCAAAUGAGAUGAUCAGGAUGGUUGCUAAUGAAGCAGAUGACGCUGAGCUGGACCAAACCACUGCCAAGGCCCAGGAGACUGGAGUUGAAGUGAAGGGUCGCAUGUCGCUGUCGGCACCAGCACCCGCGUAUGAGAGCGUAUGCCAGGCUUUGGCCCUGGACCUGCACAACCCUCUGCUGUUCAUGCUAAGCCAGAUGAACUAG